AUGGCUGCGAAUUCUUCAAAACCAUCUCAGGAAGUGCCUCUCGAUACCCCAAAGCACAUUCAUACAGUGCCUAUUCCAAUACCUAUUACUUCAGACGAUGAAAAAUUCUGGCAUCUUCUUACAGGAGUAAUCUUAAUUUAGGGCAUCUCUGGUGCAGUCUCCCGUACAGCGACAUCCCCAUUAGAAAGAUUAAAAAUUCUAAGGCAGUGCUCUACUCCAGAGUACGAAGGCCUUAAUUUCUUUCGAGCUAUGAUAAAAUUUCAUAAGCUCGAAGGCUUUAGAGGCUAUUUUAAAGGAAAUGGGUCAAAUGUAUUAAAAAUCGUCCCAUUUUCAGCAUUGGAGUUUUAUACAUUCGAAAUGGCGAAAACUCAUAUUGUCCCUCAUGAUAAGCCACGUCACAAAGGCUGGCUUCUCUUCAGUGGCUCACUCUCUGGGAUAGUUGCUCAGAUCGCUACCUAUCCUUUAGAUCUCGUAAGGACAAUCUUAUCAAUAAAAACUGACCAAGGCCAUAAAAUUUUCCCUGAACUUAAAAAAGUUUACCAAAAUAAAGGGUUUACAGGCUUAUAUACAGGUUUAAAUAUGUCAUUAUUGGUAAAUUUCACAUAGGGAAUCGCUCCUUUUAUUGGUUUCAAAAUGGCAACUUUUGAUGUUCUUAAAGCCAGAUAUUUACCAGACCCUAAAAACAGCAAUUUUAUGAUAAUGAAUUUAAUAUUAGGAGGCCUGGCAGGAGGCAUUGCGAUGGUUUUGACGUAUCCGACUGAUUUAAUUAGAAGAAAAAUCCAAUUAUGUGUACAUUUUAUAUAGGCAUUUUUCCCUUCUAAAGAUAUUCCGUAUAGAACUAUUGCGCAAUGCUGCAGACAUAUAUGGAAUACUGAAGGAUAUUAUGGCUUUUAUAGAGGAAUGGUUCCUAGCUUUGUAAAAGUUAUCCCAUCCAUGGCGAUUGUAUUUGCUACGAAUGAGCAGCUUAAGCAUUGGAUGCACGUUAAGUAG
Blepharisma stoltei is the source of this 990-nucleotide messenger RNA. NCBI's taxonomy places the organism in Eukaryota, Ciliophora, Heterotrichea, Heterotrichida, Blepharismidae. The record is from the annotation of a GenBank genome assembly.